This is a messenger RNA of Rhinopithecus roxellana (golden snub-nosed monkey), 1779 nucleotides long. RefSeq names its product all-trans-retinol 13,14-reductase-like. The transcript has 7 exons. The record is from RefSeq and is a predicted model, not a curated record. The coding region runs from base 1 to 927 and encodes 308 amino acids. Lineage: Eukaryota; Metazoa; Chordata; Mammalia; Primates; Cercopithecidae.
AUGCCUGACACCCUUCAAAAACCUGAGCCCAGCUUCCUGUCUCCAAUGUACACAGGCCGCUCACAGACCCUCAGCCAAGCACUUGUGCCUGCAGGUGUCAGUGUGAGGAAGGGGCAUGAGCUGGUGAACAUCUAUUGCCCCGUCGUGGUCUCCAACGCAGGGCUGUUCAACACCUAUGAGCACCUACUGCCGGAGAACACCCGCUGUCUGCCAGGUGUGAAGCAGCAGCUGGGGAUGGUGCGGCCUGGCUUAGGCAUGAUGUCUGUUUUCAUCUGCCUGCAAGGCACCAAGGAGGACCUGCAUCUGCCAUCCACCAACUGCUAUGUUUACUAUGACACGGACAUGGACCAGGCGAUGGAACGCUACGUCUCCAUGCCCAGGGAAGAGGCUGCGGAACACAUCCCUCUUCUGUUCAUCGCUUUCCCAUCAGCCAAGGAUCCGACCUGGGAGGACCGAUUCCCAGACCGGUCCAGCAUGAUCAUGCUCAUACCCAGCGCCUACGAGUGGUUUGAGGAGUGGCAGGCGGAGCCGAAGGGAAAGCGGGGCAGUGACUAUGAGACCUUCAAAAACUCCUUUGUGGAAGCCUCUAUGUCAGUGGUCAUGAAACUGUUCCCACAGCUGGAGGGGAAGGUGGAGAGUGUGACUGCAGGAUCCCCACUCACCAGCCAGUUCUAUCUGGCUGCUCCCCGAGGUGCCUGCUACGGGGCUGACCAUGACCUGGGCCGCCUGCACCCUCGUGUGAUGGCCUCCUUGAGGGCCCAGAGCCCCAUCCCCAACCUCUACCUGACAGGCCAGGAUAUCUUCACCUGUGGGCUGGUCAGGGCCCUGCAAGGUGCCCUGCUGUGCAGCAGUGCCAUCCUGAAGCGGAACUUGUACUCAGACCUUAAGGAUCUUGGCUCUAGGAUCCAGGCACAGAAGAAGAAUUAGUUCCAUCAGGGAGGAGCCAGAAGAAUCUGCCCAAUGGCUGGGGCAUCUCCCUUGACUUACCCAUAAUGUCUUUCUGCAUUAGUUCCUUGCACAUAUAAGGCACUCUAAUUUGGUUCUGAUUCCUGAAGAGAGGCCUAGUUUAAAUCACAAUUCCGAAUCUGGGGCAAUGGAAUCAUUGCUUCCAGCUGGGGCAGGUGAGAUUAUUAUGCCUUUUAUAGCAUCCUGUCCCUACUAACAGGAUAUUGACUUGGAUAGCUUGAUGUCUCAUGACAAGCAGCACUCUGCAUCCCUCACCCAUGCCUCCUCACUCAGUGAUCAAAGAGAAAAUUCCAUUGGUGGAUAGAACCCCUGGCAGUGUUGUCAGCUAAAGCUGGUGGGUUCAGUUCUGUCCUGAGGCUUCUGCUCUCAUUCACUUAGUGCUGUGCUGCACAGUUCUACACCGUCGAGGGAGAAGGGAGACUAAUGAGGCUUAACUCAAAACCUGGGCAUGGUUUUGGUUGCCAUUCCAUAGGUUUGGAGAGCUCUAGAUCUCUUUUGUGCUGGGUUCAGUGGCUCUUCAGGGGACAGGAAAUGCCUGUGUCUGGCCCGGUGUGGUCUGGAGCUUUGGGGUAACAGCGGGAUCCAUCAGUUAUUAGGGGGCACGUCAGAUGAUCAUAUCCAAUUCAUAUGGAAGUCCUGGGUCUGUCUUCCUUAUGAUCGGAGUGGCAUCUGGUUCUCCAUGUGCCAGCAUCAAGGCACCUUCGGGGAGCUCAGUACCUGAGCCUCAAUCAAGCCUCAUCCUCCAAAUAUGCAGGGAAGGGUGAUGCAGCGAAGGGUGAUGUCAGGAGUCAGGUCAUGGACUGGUUAGAUGAA